CAAUCAUACUGUCAAGUGUGUGUGAUUGUGCGUCAGAGUCAGUUGUGUUGUGAAUAGGUCAGGGCUGUUAGAUGAAGAUGAUGAUGAGGGGUUCAUCCUGGAGAGGGUCCAGCAUGGCCCACAACCACUGGACAAGCAUCUCAUCCCAUCCACCUUUCUCAGACUUAAGUGACAUCAACAACAACAAAUGUCUUCCUGGACAAUCAUUGAGCUCCUCUAACAAAAUCAAUUCCAAACCGAAAACCCUUCCCCGUGAACAUAUUGACAGAUAUAAGCGAGGAGAUACGCACCCAGUGUCGGCGUUGUACCAGCUUUCUCAGGUUCUGCAGUUUCAACUGGAUAUGAAAGAGACUGUUACCACCGCAGGAAUAACGGGGUUUUACUUUGCGUUCUGUGCUGUGAUUGAUGGAGUUCAGUAUAAGACGGGAAUGGGCAUCACAAAGAAAGAAGCCAGGGCCAAAGCAGCUGAACUGGCCCUUGAAGAGCUCAUUGCAAGUCUAGAAAAUGAUGGGAUUCCUUCAGAUGUUUCUGCGGGACCUCCUCCUCUGCCAGUAAGAGAGAAGGACUCAACAAUCCCAGAAGUCCAUUCUGGAAGAGCUGUAAUUGAAAGAAAGAAUCCCAUUAAGGAUCAGGUACCCAAUGUGGUGAUGGAGAUGUUCACCAAGCUAAUGGACAGUUACCCAGAAUUCUCUGGCUGUGGCGGAACAGUGGCUGCAUUUGUCAUGCUGUCUCCUGCUGGAUGUGAGGUUGUUGCUCUUGGCACGGGCAGUUCUAAUACCAAAUCCAGUCCUGCACCCACAGGAAGAAUCCUGCAUGACUCACAUGCAGUAGUAACCGCGCGGAGAUCAUUAAUGAGGUUUCUGUACAGGAACCUGUUGCUGUUCUUCAGUAAGAAUAGUGCUCUGGAGGAAAAGUCAGUCUUUCAGCAGGACCAGACCACGAAACUCCUCAGCCUCAAAAAUCACUUCACUUUACACCUCUACCUGAGCCAACUGCCCAAAGGAGCAGCGCAGAUACCGUCUCAACUCCGCCUCAAUCCUCUGUCCAUCUCUGCGUGGGAGGUGAAUAAUCAGAUCGGCCUUCAUGCCGUGGUGGAAGGGAAGGUUUUCUCCAAGUUCUCCAGCUCGUAUGAGCAGAUGGGCUCACAUGUGGUCAGUAUGUCGGCCACUGAUAAGAUCAUGCAGUGGCAGGUGUUGGGCUUCCAGGGGGCGCUACUGAGCCACUUUAUUGAGCCGGUCUACGUGAGCAGCAUCUUCAUUGGCAAUGGGAGCUGCAGCGAUACUCGCGGUAUGGAGAUGGCAGUGAACCAGCGUGUGGAUGGCAUCACCUCAGCACUUCCCUUGUACUACUGUGUCUACCGGCCGCACAUCAGCUUGGUGUCCUCAGCUGUGCCUCCAGAUGCGCACCCUUCCCAGAAAUCCCUCAGCCUUAACUGGAGCCAUGGAGACCUUUUGGUGGAGGUAGUCAAUGCUCUAGAUGGGAAGUCUACUGAAGAUUCUCCAUUUAAGAGCAGUCCAGCCUUGGCUAGCCGACUUUGCAAGGCAGCGAUGUUGAGUCGAUUUAAUUUGGUAGCUAAAGAGGCCCAGAGAGAGGAGCUGCUCACCGCUGUGACCUACAGGGAGGCCAAGAUGAUGGCAAAGCCGUACCAGGAAGCAAAGAGUGUGCUGAAGUCUUACCUGGAGAGGAAGGGCUAUGGCCAAUGGGUGGAGAAACCGCCGAUCAGUGACCAUUUCUCCAUGUGAGAACCAUCUACAGAUGCCAUGAGCCACUGCGAUGGCAUGUUUAGUUUUUUAUAUGUUGAAAUUGCAUGCUAAAGUACUUUUUGGUUUGCAUGUUUGUUUUGUUCAGUUUUGUUGUUUCUCGAUGGCAAAAAGUGAGGCACUUACAGACAACAGAUGUACAUAUGUUUGUGGACUGGGGAAAACUACCGGAUUUGAAGUUUCUUUACACAAGUGCAAAGAUAUAAAAUAAAACCAGUUCAAGACAGACCAUAGUGUAAAAUUAAAAAUUAAGGGGGCGUUCUGUUUUGCUUCCAAGGCAAAUGAAAAUAAAAGUUUCUUUUGGUCAUCCGUUUUCUUUACUGUCUGAAUUCUCUG
Sinocyclocheilus rhinocerous is the source of this 2096-nucleotide messenger RNA. Its product is annotated as adenosine deaminase domain-containing protein 1-like. Gene Ontology annotation, cellular component: nucleolus; cytoplasm. The transcript is spliced from 12 exons. Lineage: Eukaryota; Metazoa; Chordata; Actinopteri; Cypriniformes; Cyprinidae. Gene Ontology annotation, biological process: RNA processing; adenosine to inosine editing. The record is from RefSeq and is a predicted model, not a curated record. Gene Ontology annotation, molecular function: adenosine deaminase activity; double-stranded RNA binding; double-stranded RNA adenosine deaminase activity. The coding region runs from base 72 to 1742 and encodes 556 amino acids.